This is a messenger RNA of Hevea brasiliensis (rubber tree), 1190 nucleotides long. Its product is annotated as NEP1-interacting protein-like 1. The transcript is spliced from 5 exons. NCBI's taxonomy places the organism in Eukaryota, Viridiplantae, Streptophyta, Magnoliopsida, Malpighiales, Euphorbiaceae. Bases 273 to 980 code for a protein of 235 amino acids. The record is from RefSeq and is a predicted model, not a curated record.
AGAGAGAGAGAGAGAGAGAGGGCAGUUGAUGUUUCAAAGGUAGAUAAAGUGGUGACAAAGAAAAAAAUAUAAGAAGCCUUAAAUGCUAGGUCGUUGAUGAAUGAUGAUGGGUUCUCUCUAUUCAUUUUGUUUCUCGUAAGGCCGAAGCGUACCCAAUAUACCCACCACCUCCCUCCUUUUGGUAUAUAUGUCUUUGUUUAAAUUCCAUUUUCUGUAGAUCAACGGCACCCUUUGUCAUAAUCUUCUGUUCUGAACAAUUGGAGGCCAAAAAAAUGGAGUUUUAUCCACACCCAUCUCGAUUUUCUAUGUCUUCAUUGCCUUUCUUUGGAGAUUUAGUUGGAAAGGUUAAAGAAGUUUGCGAUUUUGCUGUUUCUGCAAUCAUCGGGAACGUUUUCUCUGCGAUCUUCACCUUCUUCUUUGCUUUAGUGGGCACCUUGUUAGGAGCCAUGACUGGAGCUUUGAUAGGCCAAGAAACUGAGAGUGGGUUUGUUCGAGGGGCUGCAGUUGGAGCCAUAUCAGGAGCUGUUUUCUCAAUUGAAGUUUUUGAAUCUUCUCUUCUUCUUUGGCAGUCGGAUGAAUCUGGGAUUGGGUGUCUCCUCUACUUGAUUGAUGUUAUUGCAAGCCUCCUUAGUGGGAGACUUGUUCGGGAGCGAAUUGGUCCAGCCAUGUUAAGUGCAGUACAAAGCCAGAUGGGUGCUGUUGAAACAAGCUUUGACGAGGUCCAGAACAUCUUUGACACUGGUGGUGCCAAGGGAUUGCCAGGUGAUUCUGUUGAAAAGAUUCCCAAGAUCAAAAUCACAAGUAAUAACAACGUAGAUGCUUCAGGGGAGAGAGUUGCUUGUUCAGUUUGCCUUCAGGACUUUCAGCUUGGAGAGACGGUGAGAAGCUUGCCUCAUUGUCAUCACAUGUUCCACCUACCAUGCAUAGAUAAGUGGCUCCUUAGGCAUGCAUCUUGCCCAUUGUGCAGAAGGGAUCUGUGAUGUGUUUUUUUCCCUGUAAAUUACAAGAUGAGAAAUGGUUAUUUUAUUAAUUACAUGUAUGGUCACUACCUUUGAGGGCCUUUUCUGUUUUUAUCCAUUCAUCUGACCAGAUGAGUUGUGGUAGUUUAGGUAUGCCACGAUCUUUAUACUAGAUCAGUGAUUUGUAUAAAAAUUUUGAGUUAUGGUAGUUUUAAUUGCAUUUUUUGUUUC